This is a messenger RNA of Tilletiaria anomala UBC 951, 1392 nucleotides long. Its product is annotated as alpha/beta-hydrolase. The record is from RefSeq and is a predicted model, not a curated record. Bases 125 to 1306 code for a protein of 393 amino acids. The transcript has 6 exons. Gene Ontology annotation, cellular component: lysosome. NCBI's taxonomy places the organism in Eukaryota, Fungi, Basidiomycota, Exobasidiomycetes, Georgefischeriales, Tilletiariaceae. Gene Ontology annotation, molecular function: thiolester hydrolase activity; palmitoyl hydrolase activity.
CCUUCGAUCACCUCUUGCGUUGAUGCGUAUGCAAGCUCUAACUCGCAGAAGCAGAACGGACGACAGAGUCAAGACGGCAGCCGUGUAACGCUCUCCUCGCCUUACGCCGCCACCGGCCCCCGUAAUGAUGUAUCCCUCUCGCGGACUCCUGGUCCGGUGCGCGACAAUGCUGGCUCUCACUACGGCGCAGCUUGCCCGUGCCGCAUCCCUCUUCUCCUCGCGGCCGGUCCCGGUCGUGCUGUGGCACGGCCUGGGAGACAGCGCAUACUCAGAGGGCAUGCAAUCGCUGGCUGACAGCUUGCGAGAGGCGUUCCCCGGGCUCUUUGUCCAUCUCGUCGCGUUGGAGGACAGGGCCAGAGCAGAUCAAAAAGCAGGCGUGUUUGGCAACGUCAACGAUCAAGUUCAGCAAGUGUGCGAGCAGCUCGCGAGCAUCAAGGAGCUGAAAGAUGGAUUCGAUGGCAUCGGCUUUUCCCAAGGAGGGCAAUUUUUGCGCGCAUAUGUGGAGAGGUGCAAUAAACCUGCGAUGCGCAACCUGGUGACUUUCGGCAGUCAGCACAUGGGAAUUGCCGACCUUCCAGCGUGCUCUCCAGCAGACAUCUUCUGCCGUCUCGCGGAGGGCCUGCUCAGAGGCGGCAUCUACACGGACUACGCGCAGAACAACGUCGUCAGCGCGCAGUAUUACCGCAAUCCGAAAGAUCCGAGAGCUUUCCAGAACUACCAAGAAAAGAAUCACUUCCUCGCAGACAUUAAUAAUGAAUUGCAGGUCAACCAAACCUACAUCAAAAACCUCAAGUCACUCGACAAUUUUGUCAUGCUGAUGUUCGACAAGGACAUCACGGUCGAGCCCAAGAGAUCGAGCUGGUUCAGCUCUUACCCCGUUGCAAACGGCAUGAAUGACUCGGCACAUAAAGAUCCACGGAAUCAACCAUUGCCCUUACGACAGAGCCCGAUCUACCUCGAAGACAGACUGGGGCUGAAGAAGAUGGACAAGCGUGGAGCGCUCGUUUUUGAAACCUGUCACGGGCCUCACAUGCGUAUCGACUCGGCAUGUCAGCUCAAAGUCUUUGGAAAGUGGAUCGGCACACCAGCAUCUGUGCUUCCGCGUCCUGUGCGACAUGCUUGGGCUUACGUCAACUGGAACCUCCUCGGUGUGCAGGUUGGCUCCCUUCCUGCGGUCAUCCAACUCACCCUCUUCUCCUGGCUUUUGCUCAGCAUGCUGGUGCUCUCACGACUUGCUGCGGUUGCAGUCUUGAAGGUUGGCCGCACUUUGCAUGUGCCGAGAAGAGGUAAGAUUGCCCUGUCGUAGCUCCAUGAUCCUCACAGGUUCACGUGUAUUGCCCUGUUUCCCCUGUAUCAUAAUUUGUCAGGUAUGCUCAGACACAUUUUACUGCG